Trichobilharzia regenti is the source of this 3308-nucleotide messenger RNA. Lineage: Eukaryota; Metazoa; Platyhelminthes; Trematoda; Strigeidida; Schistosomatidae. The record is from the annotation of a GenBank genome assembly.
AAUCAUAUGAAGCGUAUACAUUUCUCAUCUGCUACUAUCUAUUUAAUCUAAACUCCAUGAUACAAAUAAAAGAGUAAAGAAGACAUUUUUAGUUAAAUUUAAUUUUUAUUCUAUUUAAGAGUUAAUAUUUCCAAAUUCAUCAAUUUUACAACAAAAAAUGAUAAUUAUAACUGAAAAUUUGAUUGAACCGCCUUCCUAAUUAAAUAUUGAAUAUUGAACAGCGUUAAAAUGGUAUACAUAAACAAUGAAAUGUGUAUGAAUCAUGUGAUAGAGAAGAAUCGUUUGUAAUCUUCUGUCUAAUACGUUAAAUAAUGACAGAAAACAUAAAUUCCUUAAAUGAAUACAAUGACAGCGUAAACGACCAAGACUUCACAUACACAUCAGAAGUCAAUACGCAUUCAUCAUUAAAACAAACCGCCAGUGAUAACCUUGAAAAUACUUCUCCGCCUAAUUCAAACGACAUCUAUUCCGAUGAGUAUAAUCACCAUCAUCAUCAUGUAUCAUUUUUACAAAAUCAACUACAAAAUAUUUUUAAGUCUACUUAUAAUUCAAAGAAAAUUCCAAUUACUAUUGAUGUAUUAAGAGGAUGUAAAAGAUUGAUAAAAAUUUUAACAAUGGCGGAAAAUUCUCUGAAUCGAUUACUUUCAAAUGUAUGCAAAGAUGAUCAAAGCUUAGUGUAUAAAAUUAUUUUAUACCGAUAUGAAGUACUAUGGUUACCGUUGGCUGGACGUUAUAAACUAUAUACUGGUGCUCCAAACGAUGUCUACUUGAUGUGGUUUGCGCAUAUGUUGAAUACAACACUGUAUCGUCAAGAAUGUCAAAGUAUUUGUGGCGAACAAAUUGAACAUUUGCUUGUAUGUCAAAAUACCUUAAAGAAUUUAACUCACAAGGCUAGUGACCUAUGGAAAUCACGUUAUCCAACAGAACCAUUCAAUUUAGACGUAGAUCAUUUAGACACGUAUAAAUCUCAAAUAAUCGAUUGGACUUCAAAAUUAUCUGUCAAUCCUAUCCAGUUGAUUGAAUAUAACAGUAAUUUUUAUUAUCAAAUUCUAAUGCCACACUACCUCAACAAAAGUUUUCUUGAAGACGCUUGUGAACGCUAUCGAAAGUAUUUAUACAUCAGAAAACUUUAUUGUCAGAUAAAUCAACAACACUAUUCAACAAGCACCAUUUCAGAGACUCCAUCUUCUACUUCUUCAUCAUCGUCAUCUGGUAUAACUACUACUGAAAGCAGUCAUUCUAACAGAAAUAUUAUGAAUAAUCACCUCUCACUACUAACAAGUAGUCAAAAAAGUAUCGAUAAAAUUUGUGAUGUAAACUCCUAUAGUUGUAAUAACCAAAUACACAUAAAUUAUCUUCCCUAUGACAUUGAAUUAUGCUGGCGAGUACAUUUAUUUCAUCCACGUGUUUAUGUUUAUGAUACCAGUCGUUUAUUUGGUAGGACAUUGGAAUAUUUUACUAAUCAAAACAAUAAAACUAAUAUACAUUGGACAUUGAAUAAACAUAAUGGAUUUGAUCAAAAAUCGCUUUUUGUUAACCCACUGAAAUUUCAAUCUUCAAUGUUCAAUUUACAAAUACCUAGAAUUUAUGAAUUAUGGAGAUUACAAUUUCCUGAUUGUGAAUUUAUAAAAUAUGGUUGUUAUAAUCGUGGUAUCUCGACAAGAAAUCGAUUGGAUAUACUUAACACUGAAGAGAUUUAUAGAAUGUCGACAAAAUGUACUAAAGUUUCGAUCCAACAAAUAACAAUCACACCGAUACCAGAAUUAGAAAAAUUCACACUACGCAUUAAUACUACAUCAAGUCAACCGGAAGAAAUCAACCCGGCCUAUUCAACAUCGCAUAGAAUGUGUACACUAAAGUUGAAUUCAUCAGAUCAUCAUCAUUCAUGGGGCAAAGUAAAUGAUUCAAAUAAAUCAAUAACUAAAUUCACUAUGAUAACUGGUGUAUGCGAUGAAUUAUUGAUUAGUCUAAUAGAUAAACGCCUAUGGUCAUGCUUAAAUAAUAAACAGCUUGGUCAAGCUAAAUUUAAAUUAACCGAUGCGAUAGAAAAUUUCCACGGUAUCGAACAAACUCAAUUCACGUUUUCUAAAGAAUUAUGUCAGGAUAAUUCUGAGGACCAAUACAUCGAAGCAAAUAUCAAUACAAUCAGAGCAAAUAAUUUCCCGAAAGACACUGUCCCGCGUAAAAACUCUUCAAGCGCACACGUUGCACUUACUCUACUUAUCAAUCCACCUAUCAGACAUUCAAUACGCUUGAAAGUUCAACUUGGUCCUCAAUUAGUCUGUCAGUUACCAUUGCCUAGUGAAAAUCAAUUAAGUAUUGGUUAUAAAAUAUGGGGUCCUGUAUCAAUUUGUCCCAGCCUACAUAUUCAUAAUCUCUUAAAACAACAUUAUCGAUCGUGUAUAAAACAAGGUGAAAUAUUAUUGGAAACUUUUCAACCAAUGAAUUAUGAGCGGCGUUCUUUAGUACUUGUACAUAAAUUAUUCAAUCAUCUAAAUGAACAUGUUCUCACUGUUCGUGUACAACACAAUAUUCUGCUUGGAUUGUCUGCAGUUUACGUCUAUUCUGGGAAUCGUUUAUUAUGCUUAGGUCAAACAAUCGGUCAAGAACACCUGCCAACAAUUCAGUCCAAGAAAUCCAGUUGUAAUUCUAAUAGCCCACAUAGUAAAAAGUAUUUUAAAUCAUCUAAUCAUUUACUUCCGAUGAGAUUCAAUGUUCAACAUUCAAAUUUGAAUUUUCUGCGUAAUUUAAAUCACUUGACUACACAAUUUAAACAAACACUUAAAGAUCUUUCACAACAUGAAGAUAACAAUAAUACCUUUCCAAAAAAUAAUAAUAACAAUGCUGCAACUACUACUAAUAAUAAUGAUAGUAAUAUUUGGGGUUUGUCACAAUCAGCUAAUGAUCGUGGUAUUUUAAUAAAAGACUCCAAUGGAGAUUGGUGUAUUGUUAUUGGUAAAUGGUCAGAGUUUAAACGUCUUCCCGCGCCAAUUUAUGCAGUGAAUUCAAACAAUAAUCAAACAAAUGAUAAUUCUAAUGAAAUACAUGGAAAUGGUGGACAUUUAUCUUUAAAAUUUAAAUGGUUUGCAUCCGCAUCAACACCAGCAAGAAUAUCUUAUGCUCAGAUUCCAGACAAUACUAACAGUUUUACUGUGAUUCUACACGAUGCUUCAGUUAACAUGCAGACUGGGGAAUUGUUUAUUAGUAAAAGCUGUAAUGAAAUUGCACAGAAUGUUUGUUUGCGUUUUGCUGUGGAAUUUUACAUGUAUUAUGUCAACCACGUAUCCUUACGCAUGAAUCAAAAGUGA